This is a messenger RNA of Rhodofomes roseus, 471 nucleotides long. RefSeq lists its product as uncharacterized. Bases 175 to 426 code for a protein of 83 amino acids. The transcript is spliced from 3 exons. Lineage: Eukaryota; Fungi; Basidiomycota; Agaricomycetes; Polyporales; Fomitopsidaceae. The record is from RefSeq and is a predicted model, not a curated record.
AAAGCACUACUACCGCGGCCUUCGGGACAGUGGAUGCGUUUCCGUAAGGAUUUAGACGCGACUCAGCCGCUCUAAAGCGGUUAUAGCGGAGAUUGAACUGUAAUUAAGAGUAUCGUCCGCACCUCCGCGCGGCCGAGUCCUCUGCUGUGCAUCCUCUCUCGAUCCAGCUACAGGAUGACGACGAGCUUGAGGAAGAUGAUGACAUGCAGCGCUCCGUUCUCGCUGCUCUCCUCAGCGGCCAGCCUCCUUGGCGCAGUUGAAUCCCACGAAGGACGACGAGCUCACCGCCGCAACCACUACCUGACCCCCGCAGAACUCUUGCCAGACCCUCGCAUUGACACCCCCUGGCAGCGUCUUUGGGAAAGCCAGAACGACCGCGCUUUUGUCACACCCAUGGGGGUUGACGUCACAACGUUCCACAACUGACACGAAUCCCCAAGGACGAACUCGCCUGCCCUUUCCCUUUCCCUC